Messenger RNA from Peromyscus eremicus (cactus mouse), 1476 nucleotides. It is a transcript of the gene Serpinf2, whose product is annotated as serpin family F member 2. Gene Ontology annotation, biological process: negative regulation of endopeptidase activity; negative regulation of fibrinolysis. Gene Ontology annotation, molecular function: serine-type endopeptidase inhibitor activity. The record is from RefSeq and is a predicted model, not a curated record. The transcript is spliced from 9 exons. Lineage: Eukaryota; Metazoa; Chordata; Mammalia; Rodentia; Cricetidae. Bases 1 to 1476 code for a protein of 491 amino acids.
AUGGCGCGGCUCUGGGGGCUCCUGGUGCUCAGCUUGUCCUGUCUGCAAAGCCCCUGCUCCAUGUUCUCCCCUGUGAGCACUGCGGAUCUCCCGAGCCAUCAGCCAAUGAGCGAGCAGGCCCAGCAGAAGCUGCCUCCUCCACUUGCCCUCCUCAAGCUGGGCAACCAGGAUCUUGGUGGCCACGCUACCCUGGAGAGGUCCCCGGGAGACUGCAAGAGUCCCCCAACUGCAGAGGAGACUCGCAGGCUGUCUCAGGCCAUGAUGGCUUUUACUGCUGACCUGUUCUCCUUGGUGGCCCAAACAUCCACCAGCUCCAACCUUGUCCUGUCACCGCUGAGUGUGGCCCUGGCACUCUCUCACUUGGCACUAGGUGCUCGGAACCAAACGCUGCAGAGCUUGCACCGAGUGCUGCACGUGAACACAGGAUCCUGCCUUCCCCAUCUGCUGAACCAUCUCUGCCGGAACCUAAGCCCCGGGACAAUCCGACUGGCUGCCAGAAUAUACCUGCAGAAGGGGUUUCCCAUCAAAGAGGAUUUCCUGGAGCAGUCGGAACGGCUCUUUGGUGCAAAGCCUGUGAAACUGGCUGGAAAGCAGGAGGAAGACCUGGCGAACAUCAACCACUGGGUGAAGGAGGCCACGGAGGGGAAGAUUGAGGAUUUCCUCUCUGAGCUUCCAGAUAACACCGUGUUGCUUCUCCUCAAUGCCAUCCACUUCCACGGUUUCUGGAGGACCCAAUUUGACCCAAGCCUCACCCAGAAAGACUCCUUCCACCUGGACGAGCAGUUCACAGUGCCCGUGGACAUGAUGCAGGCACAGUCGUACCCUCUGCGCUGGUUCCUGCUGGAGCAACCUGAGAUACAGGUGGCUCAUUUCCCCUUUAAGAACAACAUGAGCUUUGUGGUCAUGAUGCCCACUCAUUUUGAAUGGAACGUGUCUCAGGUACUGGCCAACCUGAGCUUGGACACUUUGUAUCAUCCCUCACUGCGGGAGAAGCCCACCAAGGUGUGGCUGCCGAAACUCCAUUUGAAGCAGCAGCUGGACCUGGUCCCCACCCUCGGCCAGCUGGGCCUGCAGGAAUUGUUCCAGGGCCCAGACCUGCGCGGGAUCUCUGACCAGAGUCUGGUGGUGUCUAGCGUACAGCAUCAGUCUACCAUGGAACUCAGUGAGGCUGGCGUGGAGGCAGCUGCAGCCACCAGCACAGCCAUGAACCGAAUGUCCAUCUCCUCCUUUGCUGUCAACCGACCCUUCCUCUUCUUCAUCAUGGAGGACGCCUUAGGCAUGCCCCUCUUUGUGGGCAGCGUGAGGAACCCCAACCCCAGUGCACAGCCCCAGCCCCAGGAACAGCAAGAUUCCCCCGACAACCGGGUCUUCCGGCACGAAAAAGCUGACUUUGCCGAAGACAAGACCUUUGGUCCUGAUUUGAAACUUGCACCCCCCGUGGAUGACGAUUACCCCCAGUUUAGCACCCCCAAGUGA